Molecule: messenger RNA, 1416 nt
Organism: Saccharomyces kudriavzevii IFO 1802
Lineage: Eukaryota; Fungi; Ascomycota; Saccharomycetes; Saccharomycetales; Saccharomycetaceae
Gene: OMS1
Product: putative RNA methyltransferase
Exons: 1
Coding region: 1-1416 (471 amino acids)
Source: RefSeq, a predicted model, not a curated record
AUGGUUGCAUUUCCACGUCCUUUUAUGAGUUUUUCACAUUAUGCUCGACAACCGAUAUCCAGAAAUGUUUUUUUGCAACCUCAGAGGCGACUAUUAUCAUUUACAUGUUCCAGAUAUAACAACAGUCAUGUUGAUGAGAAUAAAAAUAAGAAAAAACUGAAGAAUGUCUUUCAAGCAAAUGCUAGUAGAACUGUUCGUAAACAAAAAUCCAAAGAAGAACUCGCAAAAGAGAAGUUUGAAGAACAACUGAAAUCACCUAAUAGAUUUGUGAGAUGGGGUGCUAUUGCAAGAUCUGAAAAGUUCUCAAAGGGGAUGACCAAGUACAUGAUCGGCGCUUAUGUGGUUUUUUUAAUUUAUGGCCUCUUCUUCACGAAGAAAUUGUUUGCGAGAGAUAAAGAAUUGGAAAGACUGCUUAAGAAGCAAGAGGAAGGAAACGCUAAUGAAUACGAAAUCCUAAGAGUUAAAGAACUAAGAGGCAAAUUAAGAAGGAGAGAUGAAUUGAAAUUAAAAGAGUACAAAAAGAUGCAGGAAGAAGGUGUUGAAGACUUCGACGAUGUUCAUGUACAGAGUUUUGAUCAGAACAAACUGAAUGAACAGAUAUUGCCCGCAAGAGACACAACAACAUUUUAUCAAGGGAAAGCUAGCGAAUAUGAUAAGGCAAUUAAUAUGGAAGAGAAGGUAAUAUUCCUAGGUAAAAGGAGAAAAUGGCUAAUGAAGCAUUGUCAAGGUGAUGUUUUGGAAGUGUCAUGUGGGACAGGCAGAAAUAUAAAGUAUCUUGAUAUGUCACGUAUCAACUCUAUUACAUUCUUAGACUCUUCUGAAAAUAUGAUGGAUAUAGCACAUCAAAAAUUUAGAGAGAAGUUUCCAAAGUACAAAAAGGUUGCUUUUGUUGUUGGGAAGGCGGAAAAUUUAGUAGAUUUAGCAGAAAAAGGUAAACCUUCUAAAGAAAAUGAAAAGACAGAGCAAGUCAAAUAUGAUACCAUCGUAGAAGCUUUUGGUUUGUGUUCUCACGAAGACCCUGUCAAAGCACUGAAUAACUUCGUCAAACUAUUGAAGCCAGAUGGGAGAAUUAUUUUACUGGAGCAUGGAAGGGGCCAAUACGAUUUCGUGAAUAAAAUGCUAGACAAUAGGGCUGAAAAAAGAUUGAAUACUUGGGGUUGUAGAUGGAAUCUUGAUCUAGGAGAAGUGUUAGACGAUUCCGAUUUGGAAGUGGUGGAGGAAAAACGGACACACUUGGGUACCACGUGGUGUAUUAUUGCCAAAAGAAAAGGUGAUUUGAAAAAGAAGGGUGAGCUUGGAUUUGUGGAAAAAUACCUACAGUCAAGUAUCAGAAAAAGAAUGGAAUCAUUUGAAAAAAAAAAUGAUCCAGAUUCGGAAAAGCAACCUGAGCCAGGAACUCCUAUAAAUAAAAGCUAG